Spinacia oleracea (spinach) is the source of this 3780-nucleotide messenger RNA. RefSeq lists its product as uncharacterized. The transcript is spliced from 11 exons. Gene Ontology annotation, molecular function: helicase activity. The coding region runs from base 236 to 3439 and encodes 1067 amino acids. Lineage: Eukaryota; Viridiplantae; Streptophyta; Magnoliopsida; Caryophyllales; Amaranthaceae. The record is from RefSeq and is a predicted model, not a curated record.
CUCAUCUCCAUUUAUUUUAGCAAAAAACAACACUCUCACAGUUUUCACCUCUCAAACUUACAAAAACUGUGACGACUUUAAGUCUUUGGCGCGCUCAAUACAUUUCCCCCUCUCUCUUUCGAUACUUCCUCCUCUCCAUGGCUGAGAUUAUGAAUUUUGCUCAUCAUCUGUGGUAAAAAGCGUAAAGAUUGCUGGUAAGAGGAGAAGUCAAGUUGACAAUAAUUCAAGUUUGAAAAUGAUGAAUCCCAGUACUGGAAAGAAGGAAGGAGGAGGAUACCCGGACCUUUUAAAGUUGGUAUUUUCGUGGUCUAUCAAAGAUGUUCAUAACGAUAAACUCUACUCGGGUAAGGUAAAACAGAUACCGGACACAUUUUCAUCAACUGCUAAUUACUGCAACUCAUUCAAGUGGCCUCUUAUAGAGGAGACUCGCGCUGAAUAUUACUCCGGCUUGGAAUCUAUCAGCCAUGCCCCUGCAUGUGAGAUAUCUGGUAUUUGGUAUUCUGACAAUUAUAAGCCUCCUAAAGACUUAUACUAUGACAUCUUGACCAAAAAGAUUAGUGAUUUUGAUAAUCAAGACGUACAUUAUGAGCCGGAGUCUGGUGACCUUUUUGCUAUCACUAAUCGGAGGCCUAGAAAUGUAGGAGAUUUACUCAAACCAGAUAACUCUUUUCAUUUUGCAUUUGUCACAAGAUCGAAUGAAGUGGAGAAAACAUUUGAGAUAUUAUCGUCUGAGAAGAUUGAUCGCAAGUCACUUACCAAGAGCAAUGGGAGACUUUAUGUUACCUACUUGAUGAAUAUCACCACCAACCUGAGAAUAUGGAAGGCACUUAAUACUGAUCCUCAAAGUAAAAGGUUGGGUCUAAUUCAGAAGGUGCUACAACAUAACUCUUCGGUGGAUGAUAAUUGUCCCCUUUGCAACCCGGAAAGAAUCUUGAAUGAUAAGGGAUCAAAAAUUUCAAAUUUUAUAAACUCAUUUGGACUAAACAAGUCUCAGAUAGGAGCUGUUUUGAGCAGUAUUAGUUUGGCAGAAUGCUCACACCAGGAUUACAAUGUGAAGCUGAUUUGGGGUCCACCAGGGACAGGGAAGACGAAGACAGUUGCUUCAUUGCUUUAUCUACUAGUUAAGCUGAAGUUCUGCACCACUCUAACUUGUGCUCCCACCAACAUAGCUGUGAUCCAGGUUGCGAAAAAGCUUGUAACUCUAUUCCUAGAGUCCGAAGAAUAUGACACCUAUGGGUUAGGAGACAUAGUCUUGUUUGGAAACGAAGAGAGGAUGAAGAUAAAUGAUCAUGAUGAGCUUGUUGACAUAUUUCUUAAGUAUCGUGUGAAAUUAAUUGAUGAAUGUCUCUCACCGUUUACAGGGUGGAAGAAAAGUUUAGAGACGAUGAUACCUUUUCUCGAAGACCCCAAAGCACGGUAUGAUGUUUACUCAGUACAGAACAGAAAGUCUGACAUUGAUGAGAAGGUACAAGAAAGAAAGAACAAUACAAAGGUAUGGAGGAAAGUCAUUAAUCAGACAGUGAAGGAAAAUGAGGACAAGGAUAAGAAAGGAUUAAGAAACGGCACAAGUGAUGAAAAUCAAGAAACAAAGAUCGAAGAAGAAUACAUGACAUAUGAGGAAUUUAUGAGGAAGACGUUCUUCACUUUAGCUAAUCGUUUAGUGUUUUGUUCAGAGACUCUGUAUACUCAUCUACCAACAUCACACUUACCACUAAGUGUGGCUAAGCAUAUGAUUAGGCUUGUUUAUCUGCUUAGAAUGACACUCGAAAGUUCAGAAAACAAUGUUAGGCAAUUCUCUGAAGUGAUUAUGAUGGCGAAGGGAGAAAUCUUAGCUAUUUUGAAGUUUCUUUAUGACCGAUUCCCUAAGCCAAGGAUUAGUGGAAGCAUAAAAGUUUUCUGCUUGGAGAAUGCGCGUUUGAUGUUUUGCACUGCUUCAGGCUCCAUCAAUGUGAAAUCACCUGUUGAUAUGGUGAUCAUAGAUGAAGCUGCACAGCUUAAAGAAUGCGAGUCAGCUAUUCCGUUACAGAUUCAAGGUCUGAGGAAUGCUGUUCUCGUAGGUGAUGACCGACAACUUCCAGCCAUGAUUCAGAGCCAGAUUUUGGAAAAGAAGAACUUUGGAAGGAGUUUGUUCCAACGGCUAGCAAGGUUAGGGAAGAAGAGGCAGCUUCUCAACAUUCAGUAUAGGAUGCAUCCUUCCAUAAGCUUAUUUCCGAAUAAACAGUUCUAUGACAGCAAGAUUGUUGAUGCACCAAACGUCAGAGAAAAAAGCUAUGUUAAGAGUUUUCUUAAGGGGGCCAUGUAUGGAUCCUAUUCCUUCAUUAAUGUACCUGAUGGAAGGGAGAACUUCAAGAAAGGACAUAGCCCGAGAAAUUUUGAAGAGGCAGCUGUUGUUGAUCGGAUUAUUGAUAAGCUCUUUAAAGGCUAUUAUCGUGUCACGAAACAGAAGGUGAGUGUAGGAGUAAUUUCACCUUACAAGGGUCAAGUAGGUUUGCUGCAAGAAAAAUUAGACAAGAAAUAUACCAAACAUAAGGAUAAAUUCUGCAUCAACAUUCGCUCUGUUGAUGGAUUCCAAGGUGGCGAGGAAGACAUCAUAAUAAUCUCAACUGUUCGGAGCAAUGUAAAUGGAUCAGUUGGAUUCCUUUCAAAUUGUCAGAGAACAAAUGUAGCUCUUACCAGGGCUAGGUUCUGUCUAUGGAUAGUUGGCAGCGGGAGUACAUUAGGCAACAGUGGAUCGGUGUGGAAGAACCUUGUAGACGAUGCAAAAACUCGAGGGUGUUUCUAUGAUGCAUAUGAUGACGUAGAACUUUACCAACCUACACUAGCUGGCAGUAGUAAACGCGACUUUUUUGGGUACCUGAAUCUUGAUAAAGCGAGAUGGAAGGUUAGCUUUAGCAACGAGUUUAAAAUAUCGAUAUCAAACAUGAGUGUUAAGGGUCAGAUUCGAGCAAAACAACUGCUGCACAAGAUUGUUGAUGGUUGGAGACAUUCCAACUCUGAGAAACCGGCUAAUGUUGUUGCCAUUGAUGAUCCCCUAGCUUUUGCAUUGUUAGAGCUAUACAAGGUUGACGAGAACAUAAAUCUUGCUUGGGCAGUGGAGAUUCUUGAAGAAGAAUCAAGUUACACACAGGUUAUCAAGGUUUGGGAUAUACUACCAGCUUCGAGGAUUCGAUAUCUUGCUAAGAAUGUUAGUACUUUGUUUCGGAAUUAUACUGGAGAAGUAAUGCACCGUUGCCAGUACAGAUCUAUUGAAGGGAACUUGGUUGUACCAAUGUCAUGGCCACUUAACCCUAAUUAUAGCGCUCCUACGGCUAAUCCUCCAAGUUGUUUGUCGAACCAGCUAGCUGCUAUGAAUUUAGGUGUCAAUCGAGGAGAACCGAGUUCAAGAGCUAGCUUUUGCAGAAACAAUGUUGUUUCGGUAUGGAAACCGGUACAAAGGUAAUCAAAGUAAGGGACGAGUUGAGUGGUUUGGACGGGGUGCUGGAUUGGUGACCUGCAGGGAGAUCUGUUAAAAACUGAACUCGGCGGGGAAGUCAAGGAUUCUACUCUAAAUGCUUAACUCAACAUACAACUUUUAUGGUUUGUGCUUGAUGGCUUUGUAACCGACUUCAAAAUGAGUCACUUAGGCCUGCAUGAAUAAACAUAGAACUUUUAUGGUUUGUACUUGAUGGCUUUGUAACCGACUUCAAAAUGAGUCACGUAGCCUACGUAAUAUAACAGUUUUAAGAAUUGUACAAAUAUAUUUACGAGAGUUCAUAUCUCUCACUUAUCUCUUUGGUUGAA